AUGCCGUGCCUCUCCCCAUUCGCAGCCUCCCGCCUGACCCGCAGCUUUUUCUUUCGGGGGUGCCUUCUUCAUUUCCAGCAGGCCGCGGCCACUCACAAGGUGGGCACUGUCCCGGCUCUGGGAGGAAGGUGGAGCCGGACGGAGGCGGCGGCCAACGCCGGAUGCCCAUUUUGGCGCCGUGCGUUGGGGCAGCCGUGGGCUGUGGGCGUCUGGAGAUGGAAUGAACAUGCACGAAUGCACAUAGGGCAGCAACAUGCCGUCCAAGUGGCCUGUGGAUCAUCCACAGUGGGUGCCCCUGAAGACAAGGCGCCAGAAGAGGUAGCAGCAGGGGUUCAACCCGACCCAGGGCACAUCAUGCAGAUCGGAAUGGGGUUCAUGGCGUCCAGGGUGCUGCAAGUGGCCGUGGGCCUGGACCUGUUUACAGUGCUUGGCCACAGUGCCAUGAAUGCAGAGGAGCUGGGCAGAGCCCUGGAGCUGCACCCUCGAGGCACGUACGAUUUUUUUGACGCCCUUGUGGCGCUGAAGCUCCUCGAUCGGGAAGGUGAUGGCGUGGAUGGUCGGUACAGGAACACGCCGUCGACGGCAGCAUUCUUGGACAGGAACAGCCCAAAGUGGCUGGGCGGAAUCAUCAACAUGAUGAACAGCAGGCUGUACGGUGUCUGGGGAGGGCUGCUAGGGGGAUUGAAGACCGGGACUCUGCAAAGCACACAAGGCGAGUCGUUUUUCGACUACCUGGCAUCCAGCAGGGAGGUAUUAGUCGACUUCCUUGAAGCCAUGAACAGCAUUCAAAGGCCGAAUUUCCAUCUUUUGGCUGAGAAAUUCGACUUCCAGAGGUACAAGUCGGUGAGCGAUGCUGGCUGCGGACUGGCGCUGCUCGCCAUAAUUGUGGGUGGGUAUCACAAGCACCUCGCUUUCAAUGUGCUCGACCUUCCGGCCGUGACGCCCCACGCUCAGGAGCGCAUCAAGGCGGCGGGCAUCGCGGAUCGUGUCACGGUGCACGCCGGAGACUUUUUCGUCGACGGUCUACCCGAUGCAGACGUUGUCUUCAUGGGAAAUAUUUUGCACGAUUGGAACCUAGAGAAGAAGACGGUUCUAAUUAGGGCAGCUUAUGAUGCGCUGCCAGUAGGCGGCGCCUUUGUGGUCGUGGAAGACGUCAUAGAUGACAAGAGGAGGGAGAGUGUGCCUGGGCUGCUAAUGUCGCUCAACAUGCUGGUGGAAACAGGGGAUGGGUUCAAUUUCACAAUGGCGGAUUUUCAGCAGUGGUGCAGCGAGGUUGGCUUCAGGCGUUUUGACACCAUACCACUAGCAGGGGCCUCCGCAGCCUUGGUUGCCUACAAAUAG
Ostreobium quekettii is the source of this 1341-nucleotide messenger RNA. The record is from the annotation of a GenBank genome assembly. Lineage: Eukaryota; Viridiplantae; Chlorophyta; Ulvophyceae; Bryopsidales; Ostreobiaceae.